GAGGAGGGACAAAGAGCAAGAGCGAGAGUCAUAAAUGCAAUAAUUACAGUUCAGUCAGAAAGAGGUUUUACUCUUCUGGUUCCACAGGCUGCCACACUGCUGACAGGAGGGAGCGAGGAUCCAAGGAAACCCUUCUCUAACUUUGGAUUUCUUAUUUCUACUGCACACAUCACCAAGAAUUUAUAUUUUAACCGAAUUCCUAUUCAGAGCCAUGGAUUUGCUCCUUGAUUUUGGCUAACUAUGACAAACACCUCUCAACCAGUUUUAUCAAAGUCAAACAAAUUUUUCAUUUUUUUGACACCAUCCUUACCCCAUAUUUAUGGGGAAAAAAAAGGAAGAAGAGUCAUUUGCCAUGUCUGUGACGGCCCUGUUCAGGGGCAAGUGGGGGCAUAAGUCACAGGACACCUCAGACAAGCAUCGAGAAGCAAGCAUGACUCAAACAAUCCAUCAGGAUGACGACGAUGAGGAUGAAUCCAGCACCGGUUUCAGCAGAGAGCCAAUCCGUAGGAACUCCCGUUUUUACCGGUCAAUGAGAAAGAAGAGGCUGGCUGCAUCUGAACAAGCUGAAAAUUCUUCCACGCUUCGUUUGGACCACAGUCCAUCCAAUAGAGCUGGAGUCUCCUCCUCUAAUGCUUCCUUAGCCCAGAAAUCACCUUUAUUGCCGGGGGCUAGACGAUCUAGCCCUCAGCUUUUGCCACAGCUUCAUCAUUCCAGAGCUGUGUUGCCAAGCAAUGGCGAGGCCAGUAACAGACAAGCUUUGAACAACAGAGAUGCUGUGGAUAGAAGAGGAGGAGUAGGAGGAGGGAUGAGUGCGGACAUAUCAGCUGCCUUCAACAGCCAGCAUAAAGAUUUCACAACCGACAUGAUCUCUUACCGGACUCACAGCAUUUAUAGUGAAGAAAUAAAAAAGCUCUCACAGCGUACAGCUGCAGCUUGCACUAUACGAGACACUGAAGGGACAACAAUGGACUCACAGCAGCCUAAUUUUGAUGGAGCAAACCAGGAAAACAUCAACCUCAGGUUGCUAGGCAAUGGAGAAAACUCCCAGACAAUAUCCUACAACCUGAAAAUCGUCAAAAACGUUGACUUUCUGUACCAGGAAUACCGGGACACCUCCAAACAGCAAGAGAUCGAGCAACGGCGGCAGCGUGAGAACCGCUAUCCUGAGCACAAGACCAGGACUCUGGAUGCAGAUUGUGGUGCAACAUCUCUACCAGCAUUACAACUUCAGCUGAGAAACAGUUCUCACUCAUUAAGCUUGUGGCAGAAUCUGGAAGCUGUGCAGGCCAGCGGCCUUCUCAACCAGUUAUCACAAAAUGAAAUCAUAAUGCAAGAGGCCAUGUUUGAGCUUGUUACCUCAGAAGCAUCCUACUACAAGAGUUUGGAAAUUUUAGAGACACACUUUCUCCGUAACCCUGAUUUAUACAACACCCUCAGCCAGUCCGACAUGCAUUUUCUCUUCUCCAACAUUGAGGAAGUCAUGAAAGCCAGUGAAAGGUUCCUGAUGGAUCUUGAGCACCGCAUUGAGAAGUCUAUUCUCAUUUCUGACGUGUGUGACAUUGUUUAUCACCAUGCAAUACAGCACUUCAGCGUCUUCAUCACUUACGUCAUUAACCAGGUGUACCAAGAGAAGAACUACAGACGCAUUUUAGAGGAAAAUCAAGCAUUUCGGGAUGCCAUGGCUUUACUGGAAAAGCAUCCACGUGUCAGAGGUCUGUCUUUUACUUCCUUCCUUAUCCUUCCUUUCCAGAGGAUCACAAGGCUCAAGCUACUUGUACAAAACAUCCUGAAAAAAGCUGAGGAACACUCCGAGAGAGAAGCAAAUGCAAUAAAAGCACAUCAGCAACUGGAGCAGAUUGUAAAGGAAUGUAAUGAAGGGGUGCGGAAAAUGGGUCGCACAGAGGAGUUGAUCAGCAUUGAGAAAACACUGGAAUUUAAAUCCAAGUCUGUGCCCAUCAUUUCACAUUCACGCUGGUUGCUAAAAAAGGGUGAAGUGCAGCUAAUGGCCGGACCAAAAAGCACUAGGACCAUGCGGAGUCGUAAGCUCUACCAACCAGUCUUCUUACUCAUUUUUAACAAUCUACUGCUGGUCACCAAGCGCAGUGGGGACAAGUUCCAGGUUCUUGACUCAUGCACACGAGCCAUGCUAAGGACCGAAGAUUUUGAAGACCAGGGUCAGCAGCUGGCUAACGUCUUUAAUCUUAAGAUCCUGGAGAACCAAGAAGAGCGUGAAGUCACCUACAUGAUCAAGACCUCCAGUAUGAGUGAUAAGCUUCGAUGGAUGUGUGCACUCUGUCCCAACAGACGCACACGCUUCAUGUCGACUAGUUCCCAUCAGUCAGACUCUCCUCAGGUGCAGUGUAUUCAGUCAUACACCGCUCAAGAGCCAGAUGAACUCUCCAUUGAGAUGGCCGAUGUUCUGAACCUCCUAGAGCGAACAAAUGAUGGUUGGAUGAUGGCUGAAAGGCUCCAUGAUCGCGAAAGGGGCUGGUUCCCCAGUCGGGUAGUAGAAGAGAUACAAAGCAAAGAGGUCCGAGCUCAGAACCUGAGAGAGGCUUUUAGGAUCCAGCAGGCCAAUGAAGGUGGUGCAGUCCCACAAACUAGAACCAGAAUUGGGAUGAGGUCAGGAGUACGUACUCCAAAGGGCCCCAACUCUUCUGGUCUUUGGACUGAAAAAAUGCGGGACAACAGUGAAUGAGUCAAAAUAUUGAGUGUCAUUCAGAAUCAUUUGCACUAAGAGAAAAUAAUCAGGAAAGAUGUGACUUUAUUCUUUUUCACCGACAUCUUAUUCCUUUGAUCCUCACUCCAGUGAACGGUUAUGGUUAAGUCAAUAAACGUGCAAGCUAUGACAUGCAUCUUAGACAAAAUUGUAAAUAUUUGUACAAAAUACUUUGUACAGUGUGGAGUUUAACUCCUGCAAGUGUUUGAAUAGAAGCUGCAAGAACCCAAAAUGUUUCUGUAAAAAUCCUUCAGACGAGAGAUUGGGUUUUAAAACUUUUGUUUAUUGUAAAU
This is a messenger RNA of Melanotaenia boesemani (Boeseman's rainbowfish), 3012 nucleotides long. RefSeq names its product neuronal guanine nucleotide exchange factor (gene ngef). Lineage: Eukaryota; Metazoa; Chordata; Actinopteri; Atheriniformes; Melanotaeniidae. Gene Ontology annotation, molecular function: protein binding; guanyl-nucleotide exchange factor activity. Gene Ontology annotation, biological process: activation of GTPase activity. The record is from RefSeq and is a predicted model, not a curated record. The transcript has 15 exons. The coding region runs from base 320 to 2698 and encodes 792 amino acids.